GCUGUAUGACAGAGGCCGAGUCACUUCACCUGCCGAGCUUGAAUGUCCUCACGUGCAGGGACCAGGGAGGCUGGCCUGGACCUCAGCCCUGACCCGGGGGAGGAGAGUGAGAGUGUGCGUGCCCGCAUAGAAACUGGGGGAGCUGGGCGGACCAGGGAGGUGCCCCAGGCUGUGGCCACACGGUGUGACUCGGAGCAUACCCCUUCCUGUCUGAGUGUGCCCAGCCACUGGCCUCGGCUGAAAGGAAUGCCUCUCCUGCCCUCUUAUGCUGUGUCCGGCCACCAGGGUUAGCCUCACAGACCCUGGGACACAAGACUCAGACCCUUACUGGGGCCUGGCCAGGGGCCAGCAUAUGCGGCUGUGUGCUCCCCUCACAGCCUCCUUUCAGCAGCACUGUGAGGAGGGCUUCUCCUCCCCACUGCACAGAUGGGAAGACUGAGGUCUAUGAAGGCAGGGUGGUGUCCGGUCUACACCCUAGUGGAUGGUACAGCCAAGCCCACAGUGGUCUCUCUUUCUGCUGCACCAGCGGCCUCAGAAGAAGGCCUGGGCGGGGGCCAAAGGGCUGCUGCGGACCUUGGCGCGGGAGGAGAUUUUGUGCCCCAGAGGCGAGGAGGAGGUGGUGAUGCCCUGCAGGGACCUGCAGGAACCAGGUCUGGAGGCUGGCGGGAGCCUCCCAUGCCUAGGGACGGAGGAGGCGGGGCAGUGAGGCAGAAGUGAGGCCGGUGGGUCCGCAGCCACCCAGGAGGGCCCUCCUCCUCCCCUGGCGGCGGGGGGAGGGGCUGUGUGUGCGGGGAGAGGUGGCGCCUGGGCCCAGGGUGAGGCUGAGCGGCCCUUGCCAACCAGCCGGAUCAGCUCCUGUGGGUGCCUGGCAUGAAAGCGACAUGGAUUGGGAGGGAUGCUGGGGGAAAGGAUGGGCAGGGCAGAAGUGCCUAGUGGCCUUGCACCUGGGGACCCUGGCUUUGGGGCUCCCAGGAGGACCCUCAGCUUGGUUCUGGAGGGGAACUCGCAGCCCAAAUGGCACCGGCUGGCAGCUGAGACCCAGCAGUGUAGGAUUCUGCCCCCGGUAUCUGGUGAGGCUGUGGGAGGAGAGAAAGCCCGGCUUCCUGGCCACUGAGUGGCUCUGGUCAAGCUCGGGGCUUUGGGACGCGUUCCUGGGAGGAUGGGCGAAGGUGGCUGGGCUGGUGGGAAGGCAGCAGGGGAUGUGGAAAGUCUGAUGGGCCUAAUCCCACCCCCUACCCCACCUCCUGCUGCCUCAGUUCCCCUUUCUGCAGGGGUGGAUCACCCUGUGUGCCUCGCAGGGCUGCUGCAGGGGCGAGUUGAAGCCGUGCUGUAUGAGUCACGACUUGGUGUAUUUACUCUUGGGUGGUGGGGCAGGCCCUGUUAUGGGUCACCGCAGUUACCAAGGAGGCCCCUUCCCCUCUGCUCCCCUUUCUCAGCCCUGCCCUGCUCCCUUCCUUAGUGCCAGCUGCGUUCUCCUCCACCGGUCCUGGCUUCCCCCACGGUCAAGGCGCCGGGGCGGGUGCUGCCUCUCUGGAUGGUGGCGGUGGCCAGUGCCUGGUGAGCGGAGUUCCAGGCUGUUGACCAUGGGGGCGUUUUAAGCCUCUGUGAGCUAGUUACGUGAGAUGAGGAAAAGAGCACCCCUCCUGGAAGGCAGUGUGGACGUGACGGGAUGGGCACUCAGGAAGGGCCCAGGAAAUGGAAGCUUCUGUGGUGGUGUCGUCACCCCAGUUGGGGAGCAGGCAGGGUGCGGUGGAGCUGCGAAGCUGGAGUUUCCUGUCUGAGCUGCUGUGUGACCUCAGACAGGCCUGCGCCUCCUUGGGCCGCUUGUCCCUCCAACCUGGGAAAGGGCUUGAGGGGGCACUGUGGUUUCUGUAGACCUGAGCCCCCCAAGGUCAUAAUCGGUGUCUGGCCCUGCCUGCCUCGUGGUCCCAGCGGGAGCAGCGCUGUUUCUGCUCAUCGCGUUCCUCUGGGACCCCAAGCCACAGGAAUCAAGAGAAGAACUGAGCAGAACGGAGGAUGGGGCUGCGCCCGGAUUCCUGCCUCAGUCCAGCCCCUAGCGCCCUGUGACUGUUCUGGACCUCGGUUCUCUCUCUGUGCAAUGGGCCAGCAGCCGAGCUCUGCCCCCUCCCUCAGGGUCCCUGGGGAGGUGGCCCCAGACAGGGACCAAGAAGAGGCCGGCACGAAGAAGUCGAAUGUCCUGGCCACCCAGUAUGGCUUCUUCACCAAAGGGAGGAAGAAGGGUCAGCCCAGCUUAGCAGAGACUGAGGGUGAGCCUGAGCCCAGUCCGCGGCCGCCUGCCCAGCUGCCCACAGUGGAGGAGCUCAAGGCCGACCUGGAGCGCGGGCGGCUGGAGGCGGCGGGGCCGCUGCUGGCGCUGGAGCUGGAGCUGCAGGAGGCCGCGGCGGGCCUCGCGAGCGAGGAGGAGCUGGUGCGGCGCCAGAGCGAGGUGGAGGCGCUGUAUGCCCUGCUGCGUGACCAGGUGCUAGGGCUGCUGCGCCGGCCGCUGGAAGCGGCGCCCGAGCGGCUGCGCCAGGCGCUGGCCGUGCUGGCCGAGCAGGAGCGCCAGGACCGCGCGGCGGCGGCGGCGGGGCCCCCGGGGUGCCCGGGGCUGGCGGCCACGCGGCCCCGAGGCUGGCUGCAGCUGUGGCGGGACGGCGUGGCGCAGGCGGCCGCGGAGCGCCUGAGCCGGCGGCCGCCCGCGGACGCCGAGGGCCGCACGGAGGCCGAGCGCGCCUUCCUGCACAUGGGCCGCACCAUGAAGGAGGACCUGGAGGCCGUGGUGGAGCGCCUCAAGCCGCUCUUCCCCGCCGACUUCAGCGUGGUGGCCGCCUACGCCGAGAGCUACCACGCGGAAUUCGCGGCCCAGCUGGCGGCCCUGACGCAGUUGGAGCUGUGCCCGCGAGACACCUACAUGCUGCUGGUCUGGGUGCAGAACCUCUACCCCAACGACAUCCUCAACAGCCCCAUGCUGUCACCCGAGCUGCAGGGAGUCAGACUGGGGACCCUCCUGCCUCAGACCCAGAUCCGGCUGCUAGAGGCCACGUUCCUCUCCAACGAGGUGGCCAGCAUAAGGGAGCUGACAGCCCGAGCUCUGGAGCUGGAGUCGGAGCGCUGGACCAAGGAUGAGGCCCCACAGAGGCUGGACGGCCGCUGCCACAGUGAGCUGGCCAUCGACAUCAUCCAGAUCAUUUCCCAGGGCCAGGACAAGGCCGAGAGCAUCACCCUGGACCUGGGCACGCAGAUAAAGCCCUUGCUGUUGGAAGAGCUGGACAGGUUCCUCAGGAGCUACCAGCGCGCCUUUGAUGAGUUUCUGGAGCGAUGCAGACAGCUGCGAAAUUACAGGGCCAAUGUCAUCGCUACCAUCAACAACUGCCUCCCUUUCCGAACGUCCGUGGAGCAGCGGUGGCAGACAAGGCCAGACCUCCAGAACUCCCUGCUGAGGCCCCUGAAUGAGCUAAAAAGCCAUGGCUUUGACACUCUGCUCCAGAGCCUGUUUGGGGACCUGAAGCCGCUGUUCAAGAAGUUCACGCAGACCCGCUGGGAUGCCCCCCAGCAGACCCUGGAGGAAAUCAUCUCCGCCGUGGCCGAGAGGAUGCCCGAGUUCUCAGAGCUGCAGGACUGCUUCCAGGAGGAGCUGCUGGAGGCGGUCCACCUGCACCUGGUGAAGGAGUACAUCACCCACCUCUGCAAGCGGCGCCUGGUCCUCAAGACGGCAGAGCAGCAGCAGCAGCUGGCGGGGCUCGUCCAGGCCAACUCCCAGCACAUCCAGCAGUUCUGUGCCCAGAACGGCUCCCCGGCCACCUGGCUGCACCACGCCCUCCCCACGCUUGCCGAGAUCAUUCGCCUGCAAGACCCCAGUGCCAUCAAGAUCGAGGUGGCCACGUAUGCCACCUUGUACCCUGACUUCAGCAAGGGCCACCUGAGUGCCAUCCUGGCCAUCAAGGGGAACCUGUCCAGCAGUGACGCCAAGAGCAUCCGGAGCAUUCUAGACAUCAACACGGGGGCACACAAGCCCUUCAAGGCUCUAUUUUCGCUUAUAAAGGUUGGUUAGCUUUUUCUGUGGCCUGACCUCCUUAGGAGCACCUGGCGAGCAUGGGAUACCACUCCGUUUGGGGGCCGUCACACCAGCACCAGCGUCACAGCCCCAGGCAGCCCCUCUGGGAGUCCUGACUUCUGCUGCUGCUUCUGCCUAGGCCUGGUCGAGGUGUGGGCCCCUGGGCCGCUGGAACUGGACAAGCCAUGAUGUGUUGACCCCUCCUGUGGGGCUGGAGCCCUGGGGGGAAGCUCUGUGAAUGAGAGUGGAGCUUGCACGCCCUUAAGGAGGAGUCAGGAGGGUGUGUGGCUCGGGGACCCAGCUCCGGGAUCACCGCCUGUCCGUGAGGUCCUGCCACAGCUGCCUGAGGACUGCCCUGCUCAGGCUGCGUCUCCAGCCUCCCCAGCUCCUGAGCGGGCCCGAGCCUCACCCCUCCUGCCUGCUCUGGUCCAGGGCUGCGUCGAGCCGUCCUCAGCCUGUGAGUAGAGCAGAAGGAAGAUCUGGAGGAGAAAGGGGAAGAUGAGCUCCUGUCUGGGAAGGUGGAGGGGACUGGAAAAGGGCCUCUGGGAGGACAGGGCAAGUGGGGCAAAGCCAGUGUCCGAGCCCCCGACCCCUCUCAUUCCCCUUGGUGUCCCCUGAGGAUGGGCCUGGGAUGGCCAGGACCUGCUGGGUUUUCUCGGGCUCUGCCUCCCCCGACAAGGGGCCGACCCAGGGAUGCCUCUGUGGCUCCUCCCUGGAAGUCAGGCUGAGGUCAGGGCAGGGCCAUUUUGACCUCUGACCCCUUGGCCUCUGGGUCAGUUCCCUGUUGCCAAUCUAACAAACUUCCACAGUUUGGGAGCCUAAAACGAGAACUUGUUUUCAGUUGUGGAGGUCAGCAAUCUGACGUGGGUCUGGUGGGCUGAGCCAGGCGGUUCCUCUGGAAACUCUGGCAGGGAAGUUCCUUGCUUUUUCGUUUUUAGAGGCCAGCCUCCCAUAUUUCUUGACUCGUGGGCCCCUUCCAUUUCCAAAACCAGCAACGGCCUGUCAAAUCCCUUUUGCAUCUCAGCACUGCCCUCCUACUUGCCCCUGGUGGUGACCUUUAACCCACCAAUGACCUUUGACCGGCCCAGGCACUCCAGGAUCCUCUUCUGAUGUUAAGGUCAGCUGAUUAUUAAUUCCACCUGACAGCCUUAAUUCCUCUGCUGUGGAAACUAACAUAGUCAGAGGCCCAGGGGUUAGGAUGUGAGCAUCUUUAUGGGGUGGACAUUAUUUUGCCCACCACAGCCUUCACCCAUCCCCUGCCCUGUAGCGUGCCUUAUCCUCCCCAGGAAAGCAAAGGUUCACUCACCCUCCUCGGCCUGGGGCAGUUGAGACUCAGGCGUGACCCACCCCGCCUGUGCCUGCCGGAACGCCCCUCUGUGACUGGGUUUGUAGCUGGCUCUCUUGGACUUGUCUCCCUCUUUCCAGGUACUGUGGCCAGAAAUUGGCCCGUGUAAAUGGUUCACGAAGGCCUUUGUACAUUUGUAGAAGUUUGCAGGUUUGAGGUUAUUAUUAUUUUGUGAUAGUAUGCGUUUGUAUGUUUUUUUAAGAACAAACUCUUGGUUUUCAUAGCUUAAUAUAAAGCUGAUUU
Messenger RNA from Budorcas taxicolor (takin), 5642 nucleotides. RefSeq names its product tumor necrosis factor alpha-induced protein 2-like. The record is from RefSeq and is a predicted model, not a curated record. Gene Ontology annotation, molecular function: SNARE binding. Gene Ontology annotation, cellular component: exocyst. The coding region runs from base 1670 to 4051 and encodes 793 amino acids. NCBI's taxonomy places the organism in Eukaryota, Metazoa, Chordata, Mammalia, Artiodactyla, Bovidae. The transcript has 11 exons. Gene Ontology annotation, biological process: exocytosis; exocyst localization.